CUGCGGCGGCUGCUGCGUAUCAUGUCUUGUGUUCGUGCGCCUGGACCAGUCUGACGCGUGCGACCAGACCCGCAGAGCCCUUCGACCGCGCUGAUGCUGUGAAUGGAGACGCGUCAGCAUCGUGGUUCGUCGAGGAGGAGGACAACAACACUCGUCCAGGUGCUGCGGGGGGAGAGGAGGAGGCUGCUGCGUCGUGGCGUCAGAGCCGCUCCAUCCCCACGGUCAUCCUCCGAGACGAGUCCUGCGUGCAGGGUCGGGCUGUUCGUCGGCGGAGAACAAGUGCAGUCGUCCGGCGAUCGCUCUUCGUGUUUAGGUGUUGACCACCACACAGACUGUGGAUGAGGCUUCCCGGGGGCUUCUCGUGGAGGGGGUCCGCGGCGUAAAGGGGCUUUUCCGAUAAUCCAUUUUAUAGUCUUGGGGCAGUAAAGUCUGGUCAGUGUCAGGGCGGCUCAGGGGCCUGGGAUGAUGUGAUUGGAUGUGAUGCUGGGAUGCGCAGGCCCGCUCCAACUGACCCAGCGUCAGUGUUCCUCCUCGUGACUCCGCACGCAGGCUCCCAUUCAUCAGCUCCUCUCUGGACCACGAUCCAUCAGCCAUUCAGCUGGAGGCUGCUGCCGAUUCCCAUUCAUGAAGUCGACCUCUCCUUGGUGGGUUGGCAUGGCCCAGUGAUGAACGGAGCGGUGGUGCCCGGUAGCCCGGAGAUCUCCUCUUCGUGCCCACUGCCUGACUGGCGAGAGUUCUGUGAGCUCCAUGCUCGGGCCUCUGCUGCAGACUUUGCUGACAAGUUCCAGCGUUUCCUGUCAGAAAACCCGUGUUACGAUUCGCCCGGCGCGGAUGCCAGCUUCUCACAGCACUUUGCCCAACACUUCCUGGAGUGCUUCACUGCAGCUCUGACCCAGGCUCGGGAGAACCAGGCGUCCUCGCCGGGGGAGGACGGCUCCAACGCGGCACCCAAAUACAGCAUUGUUCCUUUCCUGGGAAUCCAGGGCUGCCCACUGUCCUACGGUCACGACCUCUACCAGAGACGCAAGGACGCUGGGGCUUCAAGUGAGUCCCUGGACAGUAUGGACAGUGGAGGGGGAGGGAUAGAUGGGGGAGGCAGUGGCACCACUGCCUCCCGAGGCCUCCAGCCGGCCCACAAAGUGUCUGCUCUGGGACAGUCCCGCAGCUCAGAGGACGUGUCGGUGAAUCACCCAAAGGCUCGCUUCAAGAAGGGCUUCUCCCUGAGGAACAUGAGCCUGUGUGUGGUGGAUGGGGUGAAGGAGAUGUGGCACCGACGGGCCUCCCCCGAGCCCGACGCUCCCUGUGGAGCCAGGAAAGCUAACGGGGGAGGAGGAGGAGCAGGAGGGGAGGCUGCGGGGGGAGAGAAGUGGUCCCAAAAGCUGCGGCUUCCCAGGGGUUCACAGGGCCACAAGGCAGAGCUGCUGGAAAUCCAGAGGGAGGGAGCGCUGAGGUACAUGGUGGCCGAUGACACAAACUGUAUGGGAGCUGCACAGUGGCAGAAGUGCCGCCUGCUGCUGAGGAAGACGAAGAGGGAGGAAGGAGGGGAGAGGUUCCUGCUGGAGUUCUACGUACCACCAAAGUCCUCGAAGCCCAAAGUGAGCAUCCCUCUGUCAGCCAUCGUGGAGGUGAGGACCACCAUGCCCCUGGAGAUGCCCGACAAGGACAACACCUUUGUUCUUAAGGUGGAAAAUGGGGGCGAGUACAUCCUGGAAACCAUUGACUCGCUGCAGAAAAACUCCUGGGUUGCUGACAUUCAGGACUGCACAGACCCGGGCGACAGCGGUGAUGACAUCGAGUUGGCGUCGUGUCCUCAUGGUCAGGCCUCCAAAGACUGCUCCAUGGUGGCCUCCUGCAGCUGCGAGCUGCUGUCUGAGGGUGUGUAUCGUGCUCCGGAGAGGUCGUGUCCUACAGCAGCAGAGCAUUACAGCGCCCCUUCAGUCCGUUGCAGGGAACCCCCCUUCACCCAGCACCCAUCUCACAUGCCUUUAGAGCGCUUCCUCCAGUCUCCAGAGGCCCAGGGCUCCAACUCUUCUGCAGGUGGCAGUGAAGGAGCGAAAGAAUCAGAUGGCGAUGCCAGCCUGGCAGGUUACCCAUGGUUCCAUGGUACACUGUCUCGCGUGCGUGCCGCGCAGUUGGUUCUUGCGGGCGGCGCCAGGAGCCACGGGCUCUUUGUGAUUCGUCAGAGCGAGACACGGCCGGGCGAAUACGUCCUCACCUUCAACUUCCAGGGCAAAGCCAAGCAUUUGCGCUUGUCGGUAAAUGAGAAUGGGCAGUGCCACGUACACCACUUGUGGUUCCACACAGUGUCGGACAUGUUGAGACACUUCCACGCCCACCCUAUCCCCCUCGAGUCUGGGGGCUCCGCGGACAUCACCCUACGCUCCUACGUACAAGUCCAGCGAAGCUCCAUCACAGAUGUGACUGUGCCUCCAGUCCCCACCCCACCCAGGGAUGCAGGCUGCCGGACAGAUCCAGCCCAGCCAGCCCUCCAACCUCCUGGAAUCACAGCACCUGCAGGGCCUCCUCCAGACCCCCCGCUCUCCUCGAGCACCUCCUCAUCACCCACCACCCUUCCCUCCCUCUCCCGCAGCGACCCAGGUACUGGAGGCGGAGUAGGAGCAGGGUUACAGAGCCGGAGCAACAGCUCCGAGCGCCUGCUGGAGGCCUCUACUGGGGCAUCUGAGGACUACCAUGACGCAGACGGGACUCGCAGGGCCCGGGCUGUGGAGAACCAGUAUUCUUUCUACUAAACCACCCAGUGCAGGGUUCAGUCCUGUAUUUUCUGGAUUGGAGAAGGUGCAGGAAGUUGGAGGAUGACAUGGGAUGCCCUGCUGAUGAUGAAACGGUCCAAAUCACUGGAUCGCCCAUUGUUAUGUUUGUUUAUGUUUGUUUCAAGGCAAUUUCCUGUUUCUCUGAUAUGAGAAAGGCUGCGAGAUCGUGUCGAGCCAUGUGUCCAUGCAGAUAAAUCCCUCAAGUUCUUUGUUUCGAGUUCACUUGUUAGGGAUGUGAGUGAACAGACAUAUAGAGGGCUACAGGUAGAGAAGGAGAGGUUGAGAUGGAGCCGGAGAUUAGACCAAGCUCUAGAAAAUAUAACGGUGAAGAUAAAUAUAGGAAGAGAAAGUAAGAGGGUGAGCCAGUGGAGUCAUGUGGAUUUGAUUCACCUCUUCUAACCACCUCCUGUUCACCCUUGCCCACAGUUCCCUCGGAGCAGAGCCUGUGUCACUACUCUGUUUAUAGACUGAGAGUUUAAAAUGACCCUGAGGAAAUAGACCCUCCCCUUACAGCUCCACCGAGCUCCCGAGAGCAUCCCAUUAAUGUUUGUAAAGCUGCUUUGAGUCUGUCCCGGAUAUCCUCACUGUCCCUGUGGGCUUUCCCUACAAAGUCUCUGCUCUACACUAACAUCAGUACAGCAAUCAUGGGUGUGUUAGUGUUAGCUCUGAGAUGUUCUACUUAAACGUGUACAGCCGAAAGGGUCUCAGUGCCUGAUUGUUUCCUUGGACUUGUUGCCUGCAGCGAUGAGGAGGAGGAUGUUGACAUAUAGUAACAACAGCCCAUAAAUUAAAUACAGGUGAUUAUUUUGCUAUCGGUUUCUGCUGAAAACAUACUGAACACAUACUGUAUCUGUGCAAACUGAAACAGUUUCAUUCUCACAGUUUUGUUGGAAGCUGCAACACACACAGGUGGUCAUAUGUUGUGUUACAAACCAGUUUCAAAAUGUUGAAAUGGAAAAUGAAACAAGUUCAGUGUGUGCGAAUAUGGCAGCAUGGCUCCCAUCGCUGCCAUAUGGGGUUAUUUCUAUGAGUGUGUGUGGAGUCCAAAUGUUUUUCAGAUGUGCUACAGUGGUGUUUCCAAAAACAUGGUUUUCAGGGUCCCUCCGUCUGGUGCUGAUCUGUAUUCAAGCCCAUCAUAUCGAUAACUUGUAGACUAGAGAAGCUGUUAAUAUAGGAAUUCAAUGCCUUGGAGAUAUUAUUAUACUAAAUCCAGCAUAGAGGGAGGGACUUGGGAUGUGUGUGUUAGGACGGUGGCAGUGUUGUGUAUGUGACGCCUGCAGCUGAACGUGUGGCUCAACUGGAACGGUACAGUUUGUAAAAUUAAAGGUUACUAGAUGGCCAUGCUUGAACAGGAAACAUGCCCCAUGACGACACAAUACUGCGAUUUAGUUUUUUUUUAUGGUUAUAAAUCAAAAAAAAAUCACACCACAAAAUAUUUAUUACUGUUAGAACUAUCCAUCCAUUAUCUAUCUCCGCUUUAUCCAUUAAGGGUCGCGGGGGAGCUGGAGCC
Scophthalmus maximus (turbot) is the source of this 4281-nucleotide messenger RNA. Its product is annotated as SH2B adapter protein 2. The transcript has 9 exons. Gene Ontology annotation, molecular function: transmembrane receptor protein tyrosine kinase adaptor activity. The record is from RefSeq and is a predicted model, not a curated record. The coding region runs from base 489 to 2750 and encodes 753 amino acids. NCBI's taxonomy places the organism in Eukaryota, Metazoa, Chordata, Actinopteri, Pleuronectiformes, Scophthalmidae. Gene Ontology annotation, cellular component: plasma membrane. Gene Ontology annotation, biological process: intracellular signal transduction; antigen receptor-mediated signaling pathway.